Molecule: messenger RNA, 543 nt
Organism: Chelonus insularis
Lineage: Eukaryota; Metazoa; Arthropoda; Insecta; Hymenoptera; Braconidae
Exons: 4
Coding region: 1-543 (180 amino acids)
Source: RefSeq, a predicted model, not a curated record
AUGUGCAGAAUAAGGUAUUUUAAUUCAUUUUUCUGUGAAGAAUUAUUCUCCAAAGAAGUACAAAGUCUUAGUGAACUUCCAUUAGAUAAAUUGAUCCAACUUAAAUCCAACUUAGCAGCUGAAAACAAUGAGUUGGAAGAACCUGAAAUUGAGCCAGAAAUGGAGGGAAGAAUCGCUUCACCAUUAUCAAUGCAAUUAAAACGGCAUGAUCCACAUCGAUCGAAAUCAAUUAAGAGAUUCAGUGACUGGGAAGAGUCAGAUAAUAAAAUAUCAAAAAUUUUUCACUUUGCUUUAACUACUUUAGCUUUUUUGGCAUUCGGAGGAUAUUUAUUAUGUCUUGUUAUUACAUCAAUAAGAAGAAAUUCAGUAAUUCCUGGCAAUGUUAUUGUUUUAUCGAGUCUACAGAAUUUGCAAAAAUAUUCAAGACCAAAACGAAAUUUAAACAUUAUUGAUCCAAUAGAAAAUAACUUUGAUAUUGACCGAGCUUACCAAGGAAUGGUUAUGCUAUCAAGAGAAUAUGCUUCCUACAACAAAUUAAAGUGA